CAGUUUAAAAUGUUGAAGGUCGAUCGAUAGUAUUUCAACUAAUUUGAACGUCAGGGUCAUGCAGUUCACACCAGUUCUUACUUGGGGUCUUUCUGAAGUGCUGAGAAGUCAUCAGUAUGUGUAUGUGCCGUUGCAUAAGGAAAUUUGUAUGCUUCUUGUGCUUACUAAUCAGUUGCAAUUUGAAUUUAAUUUGUCCCAACGCGAAAUCAAACUUUGUGACAGCGAAUCUCCUUCACACUGUCCCUCAACAAUCAGUUGUUAGUGAUACUAAAUCUCAUGCUUUAUAUCUGACAAUCCACUUGCAUUCCAACGCAUCGCGAGAGUGUUUGGGAUCCGUUGGAAGAAUCGAGAAAUAUAUUAAUCAGAUUUGUCCACGUAAUAUGUGUGAAAAAUAUAAUGAGAUCCUAUACGGUGUUGGUUUCGGAAUUGACUAUUUCAAAAAGAUCAGUCCUCGUUUCCGUUUCAGAGGCAUCAAAAACUAUGAAUAUCGUGAAAGAUCUGGAAAGUUUGGUAAACUGCCUAAAUCAGGUGGUGACAUAUUUGUACAUGCAAAGUGUAAUGUUCAUGGCAUGUUGUUUGAUUUGGCAAAAUACAUCAUUCAGAAUAUGCCGCGUGGAUGUGUGGAUAAAUUUGAAGAUAUUUACGGUUGGACUUAUCGCGAUGGGCGUGAUUUGAGUGGAUUCGUUGAUGGCACGGAGAACCCUAAAUUUUUGGAUGAACGCUCUGAGGUGGCGAUCAACAAACAAACAGGUGGAAGUUAUGCUCUUGUUCAGAAAUGGGUUCACAAUAUGAGUUCGCUCCAGGAGACAGCUGAUGAGACAAAAGAACAAUGGAUUGGUCGAACUAUAAAUGAUAGCCAUGAGAUGAUAAAAAAACCAAACACAUCACAUGUUGCCAGAAUGGUUGGAUAUAAGAGGAGGUGAGGCUGAACAUUUUGGCAUCAUAUUUGAUUUGGUUGGAUCUACAUCAAUUGUGAAAGUUGAUAAGAUGAUUUCAAACGCUUUUAUGCUUGACGUAUGAAUUACUGUGUAAUCAUCGAUGUUUAGCGAAGGAACAUUUGCCAACCACUGUGGUUGUUGCGGUUGAACGUUACCUGUUUGUAACAAGAAUCUUUAUCAACUGUCAUAAGAGACGAAAUUGAGUUAACUAUGAUUUGAAGAAUAGAGCUACAAUUGAAUGUCUCUAUUUAUGCUGAUGGUAGGAGGCUUUGCAAAGAAUAUGGUUGAUACACCUAUAACUGUGUUUUGGACGUAUGUGACAUCUUCUAGUUUGCUGUUGUCGAUCGACAAUUUGGCAGUAUACGAUUGUGGAAGUAAAAUUUUCAGAGACAUUUGUUGGUCGGAUUUCAUUUGCAGAAACUUAUGUACUUGGCGUUUAUCGUCUAACCAGGAGGUAUUUUGUGUCAUAUAGAAGCGCGUAGAAUAGUAUGAUUGAGGAGGUCUAGGAAAGAGGAGAACAAAACAAAAUGUGAGCCGAUAAUAUAGCAAGUUCACACAAUGAAAUUACAUUUCUUAAAGGAAAAUAAUGAACAAUAGCUAGCAGUAACACAAGCCUCAGAUUAAGAUAAUCCUGAAAUAGGAACUAGGAGAAGAUAUGUAAAUCGCUUACAAUUUCCUAUCCUAUUUAUUUCUUAUAUCCCUCAUGAAAUAUCAUUAUGUAGUAUUUGAUAUAACAGGAUGAAAUGUCAAAAUUACAUUUGCUUACUCAUUAUAAUUUCUGUUCAACA
This is a messenger RNA of Schistosoma curassoni, 1726 nucleotides long. The record is from the annotation of a GenBank genome assembly. Lineage: Eukaryota; Metazoa; Platyhelminthes; Trematoda; Strigeidida; Schistosomatidae.